ACUGCUGGACACUUUUGACAUCUGUUGGCACAGUGAUACAUGGAAGUACAAAACAAGAGAAGCAUGAGGCAACACUGUGCUCUGAAACAUGGAAUAUUCAAGGAAUUCCUUGCAGAAUUUCUGGGAACAUUUGUCUUGGUCCUGUUUGGCUGCGGCUCCGUCGCUCAGACUGUCCUCAGUCGAAGCACCCUGGGCGAGCCCCUCACCGUCCACAUCGGUUUCUCUGUAGGCCUGAUGAUGGCAGUGUAUGUGGCCGGUGGAGUGUCAGGGGGCCAUGUGAACCCUGCUGUGUCCCUGGCCAUGGUAAUUCUGGGCAAACUGAAGAUCUGGAAGUUUCCCUUCUAUGUCAUCGCGCAGUUUCUUGGUGCUUUUGCAGGAGCUGCUGCAGUCUUUGGAUUAUACUAUGACGCCUUCAUGGACUUCACCAGUGGGAUUCUGUCAGUGACAGGAAUUAAUGCAACGGGCCACAUUUUUGCCUCAUACCCCGCGAGACACCUGUCAGUCCUUGGCGGCUUCAUUGAUCAGGUGGUGGGAACAGGUAUGCUGGUUUUGUGUAUUCUCGCCAUCAUCGAUGGUGGUGGAAACAUUGGAGCUCCUAAAGGUGUCGAGCCACUGGCCAUUGGCCUGAUCAUCAUGGCCAUUGGCGUGUCCAUGGGACUGAACUGUGGCUAUCCCCUGAACCCUGCCAGAGACCUGGGACCCAGAUUGUUCACAGCUGUGGCAGGAUGGGGGAUGGAGGUCUUCAGCAUGCAGACAACUGGUGGUGGAUCCCAGUGGCGGGGACCGAUGGUGGGGGGAGUGAUAGCAGCCGUCAUCUACUACCUGUUCAUCGAGCUGCACCACCCCCAUGUCGAGCAUGAGAAGCCCCAGGAGGAAGAUGACGAGGACGAGGACGACGAAGAGGACGAGGACAGCAGUCUGAAGGACAAAUAUGAGAUGAUCACAAUGAGUUAAAAAAAAAAAAAAGACAUUAACCCUUCAGGACCGAAUGGUUUUACUGUCAGUCAGAUGAAGAACACCCAGCACAGCUUCCAUCUGUAAGGACAGGCUCCAUGUGUCAGUGUGAUGUCAUUGGUAGCUGGAUAGGCUGUAGUUACACUUCUGAUUGACUUUAUGCUUUGCAGAGACAAAGACCUCCAUGGGUCUAAAUAAAAUAAAAUAGAUUUGGAAAUGUUGUGAAAAAAACUGAAGCUGCACCACAGGUUAGUGUUUUGGUCUGUAUUGUGGGUAGAAACACAGAAAAACCAACGCUGGGUUGUCUGCUCUGCAAUCUAACAUUUUAUUUUUGUAUGCUUCGUAAACUCAUGAAAAUCUCACUCCCUGUAUUUCAGAUCAUUACAUAAACAUUACUGGCAUAUAGUGUUGUAAAUACUGUUUUGUAUAUACAAAAAAACAUUCUCCUUUUUUUUUUUUGCAUGUACCAAAGAUAGAGUAAAAGUUAUGCAUGCAUGCAAGCCUCCUUUUAGAUUUUUUUUCCUCGGUGGUUGUUGUGACACACGCGUAAUUAACCUUAAGCUUAUGUUCUGACUUUUGCAAAAGUCUUUUACUCGUUUUGUUUUGUCUGCAUUAAAGUUUCUACAAGUUUCAA
This is a messenger RNA of Archocentrus centrarchus (flier cichlid), 1588 nucleotides long. RefSeq names its product aquaporin 9a (gene aqp9a). The transcript is spliced from 6 exons. NCBI's taxonomy places the organism in Eukaryota, Metazoa, Chordata, Actinopteri, Cichliformes, Cichlidae. The record is from RefSeq and is a predicted model, not a curated record. Gene Ontology annotation, cellular component: basolateral plasma membrane; plasma membrane. Bases 40 to 954 code for a protein of 304 amino acids. Gene Ontology annotation, molecular function: water channel activity; urea transmembrane transporter activity; glycerol channel activity. Gene Ontology annotation, biological process: water transport; glycerol transmembrane transport.